Eremomyces bilateralis CBS 781.70 is the source of this 1731-nucleotide messenger RNA. RefSeq lists its product as uncharacterized. The transcript has a single exon. The record is from RefSeq and is a predicted model, not a curated record. Lineage: Eukaryota; Fungi; Ascomycota; Dothideomycetes; Eremomycetales; Eremomycetaceae. Bases 1 to 1731 code for a protein of 576 amino acids. Gene Ontology annotation, molecular function: FAD binding.
AUGGCCUACUUUGAUCCACUUCCCACGCGGGAUGAAAGGCUCUUCAGCAAAUCGCCACUGUCUACACCUGUGCUGGUGGUGGGACUGGGUCCUGUUGGAUUGGUCACUGCACUACUGCUGGCGAGACAAGGAAUCAAUAGUACCAUUGUUGAACGGCAUGCCCUUCGACUUGGGCAGCCUAAGGCACAUGCUAUCAACGCGCGAUCACUCGAGAUAUUACGGCAGGCUGGCAUUGACCUGGACGAAUUGAGACAGAAGGGCGUUCCUGUGGAGGAAGGCGAUCGUGUCAGGUUUUUAACACACCUAACGGGAGAUGAAAUAGGGUGUUUGCCCUAUGAGAGGCAAGAUAAAGCCGUGGAGGAAUUGACUCCGGAACCUCUUUUCAAUCUUUCACAGCCGAUUCUGGAGCAAGCACUGCAAGAAGAGGUCCUUGGAACUGGCCGCGUUACGAUUCAUCGAUCUCACGAUUGGCAAAGCUAUGAAUACGACGCAGAAAGACAGAUUGUGAGGUCCAGAAUCAAGCAACGAGGGCAUAACGAGGUGUUGGAAGUGGAGUCGAAGUUUGUCGUUGGAGCAGAUGGCACGAAUUCCACUGUUAGGUCACGAAUCCCUGGAGUCCAGCUGGAGGCGAUCGACGACGAUAGAGGUCUGAUGAACUACGUUUCCGUACAUUGCACGAUGGACCUCUCUUCAUAUACCAAUGGACGAGUGGCUCAGUUGUACUUCUUUUGUUCGCCAGAUACGAGGCAUGGCGGUUUCAUCGGAUACAAAAAUCCGGAAUGGGUAUAUGCUCGGCCAGUUCCUGAUAUAACUCAGGAACCUUUGGGCUACUUUACCGUCGAGAGGUGCAAAAAAGAGAUUAAAACUGCCAUCGGUCCGGGCGUUCUGAGCGAUAUCAAGAUUCAUUCUGUGCAAAUCUGGUCAACGUGGCCGAGAACGGCGAGCUCCUACUCUGAUAGUCAUCAACGAAUUUUCCUAGCGGGAGACGCAGCGCACACAUUUCCACCGAUGGGAGGGCUCGGAGUCAACACCGGCAUUGCCGACGCACAUAACCUCGUCUGGAAGAUGAGAUUUGUUUUGGAUGGCUUGACAGCUACUCCUCAACGUCUUCUUAAAACUUACACCACCGAACGGAGACCCGUCGCGGUGGCCAACUCUAUUCAAUCUGCCGUAAACGAACAACAUAUGCGGCAGCUGGAUGCGGUGGUUCUGGAGACGGUCUCAAAUAUGUCAGCGGCAUUACCCGAGCUUAUGCUCCAAUCUCAGGUCAAGAACGAUAUCACCACGGCGAUUGAGCGGAAUCGAGAUCAUUUUGACAGUCUUGGUCUUCAAUUGGGAUACGUAUACAAUGAUGUCGAGGCUUCGAAGUCUCCGCAAGAGCUUCUUCGCAAAGAUUGCUCCCUAUACGAACCGAGUUUCGAGUGUGGUGCACGAUUACCCCACGCGUGGCUGCUUCAGAUCGAUGGCGUUGGAAGGAAGGCGUCAACGCUUGACUUAGUAUCCGAAAGGAAACUGACGCUUUUUGCAGUUAAAUUCCACUCCUCUUGGAUUGAAGAUCUGAAGGAUCUUGUGGUAGUUGUCGAUGUGAAGGAGCGGCGAAUUCCUGCGGCUUGGAUAAGGGCCGCACAUUUGUCUCCAUCGGCGGCGCUCUUAGUGAGACCAGAUCAACACAUCAUGGGAUUCAUUGGAUCGAAAGAGGACCUUGUAGAGUGCUUGAGUCUCUGCGUCUAA